AUGCAGCAGUCGCAGCCGCAAUUCCGAGGACGCUGCGCCGACGCUCUAUCUACGCUCAUGUUGACGCGCCUCACUGAGUUGCGUUCUUUGGAUCUUGGGGCCGGCUUCCUGCGCUACUCAUUAUUCUUGCCGCAGCUACUAAAGAGGACGGACUAUCUAUUUCCGAAGCUACGUCAUGUCGUUCUAGGAGACAAAUGUCUUGAUCCUACCACGAGUGUAUCGUACAUGGACCUUAACCUCAUACGACCAACCUUCUACUCGUCCACAGUUACAGAGUUCGAGUGCUCUAUUUCACAACCAUGGCGCUUCCAGUGGCAGGAUUCGAAGACGCCACGGAGCAACACGUUGACCUCGUUGACUCUGUUUCGAACGAACAUCAGCAGAGCUACCCUAGGCGAACUGCUUUCUGCUACUCCAAAGCUGAGAUAUCUCCACUUCGAACAUGAGUUCAUCUUCAAUGCGGCAACUCCUACUGGCCCUUCGCUAUCCCCUUACCUUGGGCUUGACGAACUUAACACAGCUCUUUUCCCCAUAAGAGACACGUUGGAGGAGUGUCACUUCAUACUACGUCUUGGCCGAGGCUCUAUAUCCACGACCGAGUAUCCUCUCGCCAGCGUUCGAUUCCCAGCUGUGCAAGGCACCUUGACCAUGCUCAAGUUCAUGCCUCGAUUGGUGAAGGUAGAAGUGCCUAUGACAAUGUUGCUUGGCUGGUACCCGAAUUUCGCGGCUAAGCUUGAGGAAGUCUUGCCUCAUGGCAUCGUCGAUCUUACUCUCCGAGACGAUCUAGUACGCUACUGUCCAUGGGUUGCACCUCCGAACGCCGAGAAGAAGGUCAUGCGGAUCGGAGAGUACAUCAAGGGCCGGGCAUCUCAUGCGACGCAGCUUGAAUCUCUCAAGGUUCGCCUCACCUCAGCUAAGCGCUCGUUGGUGCACUCGGUUGGUGCGCUGAAUGUAUCGACCAGCGGCAGGGGAAGUAAUACCAGCCUUGUCCGUGGGAAGAAGUCAGAGACGUACGGUUGGCGUUUUGAGAAGGCGCAAUCUGUUGUGGCAAGUCCGACAACACCAUGCCACACAGCGAGGAUGGACAGCGUGUUCCGCCCAAUGUCCCCUUUGUUCGAGUCCUGCUGGCCUGAAGCGAACUUCUUUUGA
This is a messenger RNA of Macroventuria anomochaeta, 1149 nucleotides long. RefSeq lists its product as uncharacterized. Lineage: Eukaryota; Fungi; Ascomycota; Dothideomycetes; Pleosporales; Didymellaceae. The transcript has a single exon. The record is from RefSeq and is a predicted model, not a curated record. The coding region runs from base 1 to 1149 and encodes 382 amino acids.